UAACAUGUAGAGCGAUUAAUCAAUUAUAAAUUCUAUAAUCAAUUUAUGUAACAACCUUUGACGAUUUUGAAACUGAUAACGGAAUUUCAUUAUUACUCCAAUUAAUUAAUCUGCCAACACUCUGCUACGGAUAUUUAUCACAAGUGUGACCGCAAUGUGAUAACUGUUUUUUCAGGAAAAGAUUUUAAGACUUCGUUGUGAUAAAUCUCGUUUCUUUUAAUGGUCUUUUAAGUCACAUAUAAAAACUUAAAACUACGUAUACUUUUGCAACUUAAUUUUUUUUAAUUAUAAUGUGCGUGAAAGAGAAAGUAUGAUCUCGAAUGACUAUGUAUUUAAAUGUGAAUCAUCAUUGGUGUUCGAAGAAUUUAAGCCAUUGUUGAAUUGUCUUCCUCGUAAAUUAUCGGGAAUAAAAGAGGAGUUUUUUUUUGCGCAGUUUUUUCACGCUGUAAUAAUCACGAUAGUUUGAACCUUCUAAUUAAUUGAGCUAUCUACGGAAUGAGUAUGUAAAGAAUUGUGUAAAGAUCGAGUGUUUAUCCGAAAACCUUGAAAUACUUCAGCAAUAGCGUAAGGUUUUUUCGCGCAACAUAAUGCAAUAUAACUUAGAUAAUGUCACGCGCGCGCAUUUCGCAGUUGCUAAUUCAUUGUUACGCUAUUUUACGCAAAUGACGCUCGAGACAAAUGGAAAGUUUCCGAGUAACUUUCAAAAGUCUCAGGCAUACUCGUGGGAGAUACAAUAAAUUCGCUUAAUCGCCGGUUGAUGCGCAUGUAUUUCUUUAAGUUUUUUUUUCCUAGCAUUCUCCCGUUCGCGUAUUAUUGUACGGCACAGCGCAGAAAUACAAAGUCGUCGAAAAGCAAUUUUCCCACGCAUAGAGCGACGAUCGAGCGUAUAGGUUAUGUUAAUCUACAAAGUGCGGAACUAUCUCCUCGCGGCCGUUACGUAGAUCGGUCCCUUCGUUCAGCGAAACGUUCCACUUGCAACAUCAUCUAAAAUUAAUCGACUUUCCGCGUGGCGUGAGAACAUUGCGGUGGCGAAUCCGCGACGAUAUCGCCGCGAAUUCAGGGAUUUUUCCCGUCCACAGACCGUUCGUGCGCGCUACGGCCGCCAUUUUGCUUUCCCCGCACGUCUGACAUGUCUUUCUAAUGUUAUUAUCGACGAAUGUUGAAAUUUGUGCGUGAAAUCGCUUCGAGUUAUUGUCCGAGGAGACCGACUCCGUCUCGAGAGGAAGGUUGCGCUGUGCCUGAUCGGUGGGACGAUUAUUGUCUUUGUCGGCAGCGAUUUCCAUUGUUGUCCCAACCUUGGUCGGACCGACUGAAACACGGAGUUGAUUUACAGGCAGUUACGCGGAUAACGCGAUUGCGACUAACUCGAUUCGCUUCCGGGGACUAAAUAUGCCGCAAGACUUAACCAAGGUGCGCUUCCGGCUGCAUCGCUGAAAAUCUCAUCACGGUAUCCUUGCACGAUGUCCUGUUGUCGAUGUAACAAGCGAACCUAACCUAUAAAACAUCGUUGAAAACGACAUCGUGUGUGCUUGUGUCAACAGUGGAGAGAUCUCGCUCGAUGAUAUGGCUCUGGCGCCGCUUCUGAGACCAUUGAAACGCAGAAAUCCGGCUGCAGUGCUCACCGUCCCGACGUCCACCCGACGCAGUUGCUCAAACAUGUGUAGGGCAUGUUUGGUGUAGACUACUAUGCGAGGUGGAACAGAUCUGGACAGAAGGAGCAAUCAAUGAAGGUCCCUAUUUCCGAAAACUCAAACAUGGACAAUAAAUUGAAGUUUUCGGACCGCUUGAAGGCUCUGCUGAAAACCGAGGCUCACCAAGAUGUUGAUCCGUACAUUUUUAGUGAACCGGAACCGUUUGGCACAGCAGCGGGAAGAAAUACCAUGGUGGUUCCACCUACAAAUUCUAAAGUGAUGCAAAGUUGUAAGAACAAUAAGACAAAGGGGAAAUGUUUGAAGCAAAGGAUAAGAAUGGCGCCUGUACCGGACGCGGGCUACAAGACUGUUGGAGUUAAUGCGACAGCGGAAGCGAGCGUCGAACGGCGCGUCGGAGAGAACGUAGAUCAUAAAUUUUCUAAUGUAGUUCAGCAUAAGCAGCGACAUAUUGAAAAUUUGCAGAGAUUAAAGUCCAGGAGGCAAAGUCGGGACCACACGCUGCUGUAUUAUCCGAGAGCCGGGGAUGAGAUAUCCGAUAGCGAUUCGAGCGGAGAUGACAUGACGAUUUAUCAGCACCAUUGGUUCCCCGGCGAGUCUGUUACAACGCUAAACCGCGCUAAUCGACUGUCCCAACUACGUUUGCAACUACAACGACAAUUACUUCAAUUACGCAUCGACGAGAAUGACGCUGAAGUUGUACUGCGUCACAGGGUCAGGUGUCUGUUGGAGGCCGCCUCCAAAGAUCCCGCUUCUACCGCGAGGGCUCUGAGCGAUUCGCCGGGCGCCAACAAGGUGCUCGACGGACCGCUGUUGGUCGGCGGACUGUGCGGAGCGGAAGGAUGCCGACAGACGUCUCUGCCUUGCACCCGGCACUGUUCUCGCCAUAUUAUGUUAAACGGAGAUCAGCUUUUAUUCGAGCAUUGCACUGCCAAGUUUAGUGACAACACACAGUGUUGUGUUCCUGUGUUUGAUGUCGCACACGAAUUACCUCUUUGUCCGGAGCACGCCAGGAAGAGGGACAAUUAUCACCGCAAAGCCCAAGAAUCCAAACCAAAGAAAGCUCGUAAAAAGCCAACCUCCCCAACUAUCCCGGUGAGGCCUAAACCCAAGUCCAAGCCGAAGAAGCGCAAACGGCCACCCUCGAACAAAGUGGAGACCAAGGGCGGCGCAUUGAUGCACGAGGAAAGUCAUUACAUGAGCCAAAUAAACUGCAAUGAAAAUCAUACCAAGACGUUAAACAAUUUGAAUAUUCCGCAAGGAAGCUCAAAUUCUGCGUCUACUUUAAAUCUAGGAUUGGGAUUAGGCUCGCUUGGACUGGGCGGAGGGCUCAAAGUGGAGCUUGGGGAUAAUGAAGUGUUCGGUCCUUUGGAUUCUGCUGAGCACGACUUUGGCAACGUGCUCAACAAUUUACCCCCGGAUGCUUUUAACGACUUGUUUAUCGAGGGUAGAAAUGGAGAUUACGAACCGUCGAGAGAAGAGGAAGAGGAAUUGCAACGGGCUCUGGAAGAGGUUGACAAAGAUGUACGAAAUUUGGAGAGGAUGCAAUCGAACGGACUUUUAGAGCCGGCAUUGCUCGCCCAGCUCAUGUCGGACAUUGCUUCGUAGCCCCACCAAUCUUAAUGUAACAAUUUUGGGAAUGAGUUCGCGUGUGUUCCUUGUAACGUAGAAAGAAGUACUGUCUGUGUCCACGCUGCUAAACGUAAGAUUGCGUUAUAGACUGUUAUUACGUAGCCACGCAAGUCCGAGAUAAUGGCAGGGAUUGACAUACAGAAAGUAACGAAAACGAAAAAAAAAAAAGAAAAAAACAAUAGUGAACUUAUGAAUUUAAUAUUAAACAGCAUUGGGUAUAAAUACCAUGGGUAGAUUUAUGUCGAACGAGUAGCAAUGUAAAAAAAAAAAACUGAGAAUUCCAUCCUUUUUGACAAAUAAUCACGGACACUUUUGCGUCAUCGUCAUAAUACUUGCAAUAUAUUUGUAGUUUAUUUGCAGAUACUUUGCACUUGGAAAAAUUUGCUUAGAAAAAUUGUUGUAGUUGUAAUAUGUUAAUGCAAUCACAUUUUUCGAGAGUGGGGAAUGUACGAUGGGAAGACGAGGAAGCGGACAAUGUCACGUAACUGGCUCAGACUUAGGUUCCGACACACACGAGUUAAACAAGGUACAUAGUUUUCAUUUUUAUAUAUGGCUUGUUUUUACUAAAACGAAAGAGCAGGAAUUAUAUCUAAAUUACACUACUAAUAGCUCCCACAUAUUUAUUGACUACACAUAAUAUCUAGCUAAUUACUGAUUAUUGAAAUAAUAGGUACAAAGAUAUUUUUAUGACUGAUUUGUAAUGAUUUUAUCUGUUAUCGAUUAAUGAUAAUACCAAUUGUGAGAAGAAGAAAUUCUGGUUUACGAAAAUCAGAGCUAGAAUCAAUUGAGGCGCAGAAUAAUUUAGACUUGAAAAACAUAAUAUUUGGAAAAAAAAUAUUUGGGGUGUUCGUAUGUAACUUUGUAUAUAUAUCAUUCUCAUUAUUAGGGCAAAUUGUCAUAGCGAAAUUGUUCAUUAAUUUGCAAAGUAAAAAAAAAACAAUUAAAAAUUAUAUUAUUUUCUUAAUGGCAAUUACAUUUGCAGUUAGAAAACAUUUAAUCUAGAAACACUUUGUGCAGUAUCAUCCUUUGAAAAUACUAUCCGAAUUUUAUUUAAAUAAAAUACAUUUUUCCACAA
This is a messenger RNA of Linepithema humile (Argentine ant), 4356 nucleotides long. NCBI's taxonomy places the organism in Eukaryota, Metazoa, Arthropoda, Insecta, Hymenoptera, Formicidae. The record is from RefSeq and is a predicted model, not a curated record.